Molecule: messenger RNA, 991 nt
Organism: Linum trigynum
Lineage: Eukaryota; Viridiplantae; Streptophyta; Magnoliopsida; Malpighiales; Linaceae
Source: the annotation of a GenBank genome assembly
CUUACUUCCGUCGGAACUGGCUCUGAUUUUGCUCCAAAGUUUCCAUACUCGCUUCCAACCCUAUUACACUCGUACUUGCUUGAAUAAAAUGGAGCAGCUUGCUUGGCAAAUGGAACUAAAUGGAUCAGCUUGCUUGGGAGCAGCUUGCUUGGCAAAUGGAAUUUAAAUGGACCAGCUAGCUUUGAUCAUUAUUGGACCUCCGUUUGGACGUUCGGGAGAUGGCAAUAACAAAAAGACGAGCAGCUCUCGUAGUAGGAGGGAACAUGCUCAUCGAGCAGUCCUCCAUCGGCUUAAAAUCGUCCGGCUUCAAAACGAGCUUGCUUAGAGGGAACCAUUAUGCACCGCAUCCCUUGUCCAUGGCGCCGCUUUACUUUGAUUUGUCGAGAGCGAGUCCCACCGCCACCUCCUUGCUGUUUGAUUUCCCCGCGAGCAAGCAGCCUCCUGCCUGCUUCCCCUAUGGAGCGUCCCUUGUCCAUGGCGUCGCUUCGCUUUGAUUUGCCGAGGGUGAGUGCCUGUUCAGAUUGUGACAACUCGAGAGUGGGUAAAGUCCUUCAAUGUCACGUGUCAGAUGACCAAUUCAGAGUCGCCUCAAAAAGAUGAAACCAUAUUUUUUUGCAUAAGACACCAUGAUAUAGCAUACUAAGGAAAAAUUUUUCCAAAAUACACGUUAUCUAAAAAAAUUCUCAAAAUACUAGGGAUGACAAAAAUAUCCGUAACCAUGGAUAUCCGCCCGAAUCCGACCUAAUUAGGUAGGGUAAUACCCAAAUAUGGUUGGCAACGGGCCGGAUCUGGGACGGUUACCCCAUAUAUGAAGCCCACCCGUCAUUGCUCCCCGGGUAUCAUUAACCCUGCCUGCUAGAUCCACUCGGGGGGAGAAGUCUCACCGCCCCCGCUCGCACCCGAGGUACGGAUUUACCCGACACCCGCCCAGACCCGAUUUUUCAGUUUUUUAUAGAUAAAUAAAACAGACAAAUGAAGAAAUAGAAUGGAC